CUUUAAGCACUGAAGCGAUAACAGAACAUUGUGUACAUGCGGGAUUUCCGAGGAGCCGUGAAAGCAGCAUUUUCACCGCAUCAACCUGCUCAGCAGCUUCUGUCUACUAGCUGCUCGUUUGUCCGCCGCACAGGUGUGUGUUCGCUCGUCCUUUUGUGUCACACACCGAAACCUCCAGAUGAGAAACUAAAAGCCCAGUGACUGGAAUAUUUCCCCGGACAGGACUGGACUGUGUGUGGACACCGUGGAACGAAAAGAAGGCAGAGCUAGCGGGUCUUAUCGUCACCAUGUUAGCCGGAGCACGACAGGUGCACCGCGGCAACGAGAUUUGAGAUGUUAGCCGCAUCCUGAGAGAUACUGACCGCCUUUACAGCUCUGGAAAUCUGUGUUUCAGCUCCACACAAACCCAGCUUAUAUAUGCUGCUAACACAAUCAAGCUGCCUGACCUCCAUAAAAAGUAAACUUCUACAUCAGGAAACCAGAAGUCUCUCUUCAUCAUCUUCUUUCUUAUCCCUACCAGUUGAUCCCUUUCUUCCACAUCUGUCGCCACUCAUCUUUCUCAUCACUUUUUCAUUUUGCACCACAUCCGUCCAUCUCCACCUCACCUCUCUGGCCUCACAGACUGAAUAUCAACAUGGCCUCGGCCCCCUCAGAGCAGUCCAGUGUCCUGCAAGAGGAGCUCACCUGCCCGGUGUGCCUGGACUUGUACCGUGACCCCCAUUUACUUCCUUGCGGACACAACUUCUGUAAGACCUGCCUCGAUCGUCUAAAGCGACAAGCAGAGCGAGGCCGCUUCCGCUGUCCAGAGUGCCGCGACAGUCAUCGGUGUAGCACCAACUUUCAGAAGAACUUUAAACUAGCCAAUAUUGCUGAUGACUACCGUCACAGGCGCAGAGCUACAACUGCAGCUGCUACAGCUUUAAAAUCCAGGGAACUGCUGUCUUCUGUAGCAGCGCAGUCAGCCAGGAGCGUGUUUGCUGUUCCAUGUGAUUACUGCCCUUCAGUCGCCACCGAGGCCUCAGGCAUCAGCGCUGCUGGGGACGGACCCUCCGCUGCUUCUGUUUCUCAGGAAGGAAGUGUCAAGCAGGAAGCUGCCGCUGCGUCGAUGUUUGCUGUGAAGACGUGCUUGAAGUGCGAGGUGUCGAUGUGUCAGGAGCACGUAAAGCCACAUCUGGAGCUGCCAGCGUUCCGUGAGCAUCCUCUUACAGAACCGAUGAAUGACUUCUGGAAGAGGAAGUGCCCAGACCAUGAUGAGAUAUUCAGGUCAUGGAUCAGCCACUUUCAAAAGACCCAGAUGGUGACGGCCAAAAUCCAAAUUCAAAGCUUCAAACGGUACUACUGCAUGGAUGACAAGAUGUGUGUGUGCAAUGCUUGCACCAUAGAGGGAUUACACUCGGGACACACAAUCAAGACCCUGAAAAACACAAUGAAAGAUCUCAAGGGAACGCUGGAUAAACAGAUGUACAGGGUAGAGAGGAAGUACAGCAUGGCAGAGAAGAAACUCCAGGAGCAGAAGGAGAAGGAAAGACAGAAUAAGAAGUUCAUGGAUGACUCGGAGCAGUGCCUGACCCGACUUGGUGAGGAGAUGAAGGCCAAAGUCCUCCGCUUCAUCCUCCGACUGCGAGAAUGCACACGUACUCACUGUGACACCAACGGGCCGGCGAUCCAGAAGAACAUCUCCAGGAUCUGUCAGGACCAGGCCCGACUCCAGGAGGUCCGCUGCGGCAUCGAGAGCCUCAUGCAGGAGAACGACCCUUUCCGCUUCAUCGAGGCUUAUAAGACAACAGGAAAACAGUGCCGUAGGCAGCUAAGGAAAAACAUGUUCUACCCAGAGUACGUCGACAUGGAGACGGAGGUUCUUGGAGUGAUGAUGGAGGAAGAAAUGAGAAAAUUCCUGGAUGAGGAACUACCGUGUCACAUUGUUGCUGCCAUUAAUUCCCUCUGUCACCUUCCAGACCUUGAGGAGGAGGAGGAGCAGGAGGAUAACGAGGAAGAGGCUGUGGAGGAGGAAGAGGAUGACGACGACGACGACCUCGAUGACAGCAGCGAGGAGGAAAUGAGGAGCGAGGGGGAGGAGGAGGACGAAGAGGAGGAAGACGAGGAAAUCCACGAUCAGGAUGAGCUGGCUGAUGAUCUCUACAGCCCUGGGGAGGAGGAGGAAGAGGAGGAGGAGGAGGAAGAAGAAGAAGAAGUGGAGGAUGGAGAGGAGGAGGACGAAGAGGAGCGAGGGGUUUAACCAAGGAUGUGAUUUAUAUACAUAUAUUUUUACACUUAACAAAGCACUAUAAAUUUGAUCCGUAACCGUGGGUGAGUGCAGCAGAUGUUGAAGUUCUGCGCUCAUCUUCUCUUUGAAUGUCUCAUGUACAGAAAAGGACUCGAGCUGCUGCCACAUUAUGCCUCAAUAUUCCGACAGACGGAGCUUUGAUUCAGCAGGACUUCAAACUAACUGCAACAAUGUGAAUCUCACGCUAAACCUGUGUUGCAUACUACUAAACGUAGUUAAGGUGCUUUACAUUAGAAGGCAUUUGCUGUAUACAGUACGCACACACACAAACGUGAAUGUAUCAAGACAAAAUGUGGCUGGAAGGAUUCAAACUCAAUUUGGCCAAACCUUUGCAUGACUGUGAUGCUGGAUUUUCUACCACUUUGCUAAAAAUGUUACCAAAAUGUGACGAAUUUGCCUUCAAAACAUUGAUAGAUUUGAUCAAAUUUUUCUCCCGAGAACUUUCUCCAGGAUUUUUGAUACAACUGGUGCAGAGAGAAAGGUCGGUCCUUCAGUUUACCAAGCAUAGAUAAGAAAAGUUUGAAUUCCUUCAGUUUCCCAGUUUUCCAUCACCACAGAAAGCCUUUUGAUGAGUUGACUCGAGAACCAGGCCAGCUAAAAGACAGAAAGAUGAGCAAAUACAGUGGCAUGAAAAAGUAUCUGAACCCUUUGGAAUUUCUCACAUUUCUGCAUAAAAUCGCCAUCAAAUGUGAUCUGAUCUUCAUUAAAAUCACACAAAUGAAAAAACAGUGUCUGCUUUAACUAAAACCACCCAAACAUUUAUAGGUUUUCAUCAUUUUAAUGAGGAUAACAUGCAAACAAUGACAGAAGGGGGAGGAAUAAGUAACUGAACCUUCUGCCUAAGGAGGCUUUGAGAGCAAUUAAUACUAAUUUUUACCAAAUAAUUUAAGUCAGGGGUGUGUCCAAUCACUGAGGAGUGGCUUAAAGCUGCCCUGCCCACUAUAAAACACACACCUGGUAAGAAUUGCGUCUUGAUGAGAAGCAUUGUCUGAUGUGCACUAUGGCUCGCUCAAAAGAGCUCUCUGAAGACCUGCGAUCAAGAAUUGUUGAUUUGUAUAAAGCUGGGAAAAGUUCCAAAACCAUCUCUAAAAGUCUGGAUGUUCAUCAAUUCACAGAGAAAUUGUCUACAAAUGGAGAGAGUUUGGCACUGUUGCUUCUCUCCCAAGGAGUGGCCGUCCACCAAAAAU
Amphiprion ocellaris (clown anemonefish) is the source of this 3471-nucleotide messenger RNA. RefSeq lists its product as uncharacterized. Bases 635 to 2236 code for a protein of 533 amino acids. Gene Ontology annotation, molecular function: zinc ion binding. NCBI's taxonomy places the organism in Eukaryota, Metazoa, Chordata, Actinopteri, Pomacentridae. The record is from RefSeq and is a predicted model, not a curated record. The transcript is spliced from 9 exons.